CUGACAGGUAAACAACAGAGAGGGGAAUACAGGAGCCCCGCUGUCGCGACUUUCUCGACCAUCGCGUAGAGAUUAUGAAACCGACCCGACCCCUGUCUACAGCUAUAGAAAAUCAAUUGAGGAGUUUGUGCCUCUCGGACUUUCCUUGCGGCAAAGGACGUUGGUGGUCCAGCGGGCUGCAGGAGUCAUCAGGUGGCGAGAAGCCCGACACCGAGGAGCCUAGCGCCCUCAUAGACCUCCUCACCUGCUCACAGUCGCCAUGGAAACACGAGGGGUCCUUGAGUCCGCAGGUGACUGCCCUCAGAGAGCUGUCCGUGCGGAUGCCUGAAUGCCUGAAUGACCAUUUCAUCUACAGCUUUCUCACCUCCUUACGGGUGGUGGGCCAGAGGGUGUCCGUAAUAGAUGAGGGCGUGCUGCGUUUCAGUGGGCUGGAGGAGCUGAUUCUCUGUGUCAACGGCAUCUCCGACAUCCCACUCAAACACCUCCCUACAAGCCUUCAGGUGUUAGAGUUGUAUGCUAACAAGCUCUCCAGCCUGAGAGGGGCGAGUGGCCAGCGCCUGCCCAGUCUGCAUCACCUGGGCCUGGGCUGCAACCCCCUGGGCUCCCUGGAGGACCUCCAGUACCUCUCCAGCGCCAUCUGGCCUGGGCUGGUGUCUCUGGACCUGAGUGAGUGUGGCUUUGGCAGCCUGGGGACCAUGGUGGCGUGCCUAGCUGGCCUGUCCCGCCUACGAGUGCUCUCAUUGGAGGGAAACCCACUGGUGCUAAGCCCUGCCUACCCGGGCCUUGUGAUUGACAGCUUGCCCCGCCUCCAGUACCUGGAUGGGGCUGGCGUCACCCCUGACGACCGCAACGCCUUUAAAGGCAUGGCGGCACUCAAAGGGCUGGUGCUAGGCGUGGCGGUGGUGAGGGUGUGUGUGGGGGCCAUGAGAGGCGCGCCCCCUCCGCCGCUGCAGAACACCUCUGCUGAGUUCCCAUUGGUCAACUACAACUACCGCAUCAGCUACCACUUCCUCUCCAAUCAGGGAGAUAGCCCGGCGUUGGCCUCAUCUGACCAGGCCAGAGAGCAUGAUGUCACCUACGGCAGCCCACAGAAUGAAGAGAUGCAUCAUGGGAAGCCCGCUGCUGCUGACAACAUGCCUGAUAAGCCAAAUAUCCCCCUGACGUCAACAGCUGAUGCUAAAUACUCUCUGCCAGUGUUGCGGCAUAGCAGCCCUGCGCAGCCCUGGGCCGAGGAGAUGGAGCUGAGCCACUGUGACGUGCACCGCCUGCAGGACCUGUCUGGCCUCAAGAGCUUCCUGCUGCAGGGCCUGUGGCUCUCCGUGCUGGAGGAGAAGGUAACGUCCUGGCCAGCGACUGAAACACCUGGUGCCAAGUCAGUGGACAAGAAGGGAUCUGCAAAAGACAAGAAAAAGAAGGUGGAGCUGGUGCACGACCCGCCGGUGUGCCGCUCUCUGGGCUCUGCACACGUGCAGCUGAGGGACAUGGUGGCCCACAACCAGCACCAGCUGCACACGCUCUGUGACUACGGAGUCAUCGACACCGCCAGCGGUCCGCAACCCCCCCAGGAACUGACAAAGAAGGGCAAAGACGAGAAGAAAAAGGAAGAGAAAAAAGGCAAACAGGGAGAUGCAAAAGGCAAAGGGAAAGGCAACAAGGAAGGGGAGCCGGAGCACCCUGCAGAGGAGGCAGCAGGGAGCCCGGUGGCCAAAGGAGCAGGCAGCCUGCAGCCCCCCCUGACCGUGGAGCUCAGCAUCCAGCUGGAGAAGUGGCUCUCCACCGCCCAGGCCGCACACACACUCACACACACUGCUGCACACACCACAGAGUAGACACACAGACACACGCGUGAUGUGUGUGUGUGUGUGUGUGUGUGUGUGUGUGUGUGUGUGUGUGUGUGUGUGUGUGUGUCUCUGUGUGUGUGUGUGUGUGUGUGUGUGUGUGUGUGUGUGUGUGUGUGUGUGUGUGUGUGUGUGUGUGUGUGUGUGUGUGUGUGUGUGUGUGUGUGUGUGUGUGUUUGAGAGAGAGAUAGAGAGAGCAGCAGCUGCAAAAUUAAUGCUUUACUCUAGUGUGUGUGUGUGUGUGUGUGUGUGUGUGUGUGUGUGUGUGUGUCUGUGUGUCUGUGUGUCUGUCUGUCUGUCUGUGUGUGUUCAUUGCACUAAUGAGGACUCAUUAGUACUUGAUCUAGAAAAGAGUCAUCUCUUACUGAUUCAAUCACUGUAUAGUACGUGCACAAUGUUCUGACUUUUGUGUUUGUGUAUGCAAAAGUGACAAAGUAAAGCCUUUCAUCUAUGAUGACAUGAUAUGA
This is a messenger RNA of Engraulis encrasicolus (European anchovy), 2305 nucleotides long. RefSeq names its product leucine-rich repeat-containing protein 43-like. Bases 75 to 1829 code for a protein of 584 amino acids. Gene Ontology annotation, molecular function: protein binding. The record is from RefSeq and is a predicted model, not a curated record. The transcript is spliced from 13 exons. Lineage: Eukaryota; Metazoa; Chordata; Actinopteri; Clupeiformes; Engraulidae.